This is a messenger RNA of Monodelphis domestica (gray short-tailed opossum), 1342 nucleotides long. The record is from RefSeq and is a predicted model, not a curated record. NCBI's taxonomy places the organism in Eukaryota, Metazoa, Chordata, Mammalia, Didelphimorphia, Didelphidae.
UAUGGGUGAUUGUCUAUGAGAUGAUUUUGCUUAGGAGAAGAGGACCAGAAUCCACCCUCUCCCACUAGAGUUACAGUCAGACAAUUCUUAACAUCACCAGACUGCAUCCAACAUUAUGACUUGGGCUCAUUGCCAGUAGAAGUGUUUCCAAAGCAGGAUGGUGAAGGUUGGAAUCAACGGAUUUGGCCGUAUCGGGCGCCUGGUAGCCAGGGUUGCAUUUACAACAAACAAAGUGGAAAUUGUAGCAAUUAAUGAUCCUUUCCUUGAUGUAAACUGUAUGGCUUACUUACUCAAGUUUGAUUCCACACAUGGCAAAUUUAAUGGCACUGUCAAACCUGAAAAUGAGAAACUCAAUGUAAAUGGAAGAUCUAUCGCUGUUUACCAGGAAAAGGAUCCUGCCAAAAUAAAAUGGUCAACUGCUGGUGCUGAUUAUGUCUUAGAAUCUACGGGUGCCUUUACUACCAUGGAGAAAGCUAAGGCUCAUUUGAACGGGGGCUGCAAACGAGUCAUCAUUUCUGCCCCUUCAGAUGAUGCUCCUAUGUACGUGAUGGGAGUAAACCACGAGACCUAUAAUAAUUCACAUACGGUAGUCAGUAAUGCUUCCUGUACUACCAACUGUUUGGCCCCUAUAGCCAAGGUCCUCCAUGAGAACUUUGGUAUUGUGGAAGGACUCAUGACUACGAUCCAUGCCAUAACUGCUACCCAGAAGACCGUAGAUGGUCCUUCUGGCAAAAAGUGGCGGGACGGCCGUGGAGCUGGCCAGAACAUCAUUCCUGCUGCCACAGGUGCUGCUAAGGCUGUGGGCAAAGUCCUCCCUGAGCUUAAUGGCAAACUCACUGGCAUGGCCUUCCGAGUUCCUGUUCCCAAUGUGUCAGUUGUAGAUCUGACCUGCCGCCUGGAGAAACCUACCAAAUAUGAAGACAUCAAGAGGGUGAUGAAAAACGCAUCAGAGGGAUAUCUGAAGGGUAUCCUGGGCUAUACAGAAGAACAAGUUGUGUCCACUGAUUUCAUUGGUGACCCUAAUUCUUCCAUUUUUGAUGCUGAGGCUGGUAUAGCCCUCAAUGACUAUUUUGUUAAAAUCAUUUCCUGGUAUGAUAAUGAAUAUGGUUAUAGUAACCGUCUGGUAGAUCUCAUAGCCUAUAUGUCCACCAAGGAAUAAGACAAAGAAGCUGUGGAUCUUCAAGAGAAAAUUAGUGCCCUGCAGCCUAGGUGUCCCUAGACCUAGUACUUCUCUAGAACUAAUGUGCUCAGUCCAAGGCAGUCAUGCCCCCCAUGUUAAUAGAGGGGAGAAAGCAUUGAGUCCUGUACCCUCUAACAUCAAUAAAGUCAGCGCUGUACCCAA